Messenger RNA from Funneliformis mosseae, 636 nucleotides. The record is from the annotation of a GenBank genome assembly. NCBI's taxonomy places the organism in Eukaryota, Fungi, Glomeromycota, Glomeromycetes, Glomerales, Glomeraceae.
AUGCCAAAUGAAAGUAAAAAGCGCGCACAAACGUCAAAUAUCAAUGAGUCCAAUAGCGUUGAAUUUUUCAAAUCAUUUGGACAAGUAAAAAGUACAACUAGUGCUACAAAAAUUGGAUCAAUAGACUGGAAGAAUUUAGAAAGGGAAAGGGAAAUAAUGAAACAAAAAAAUGGACAACAAUAUUCUGCAAGUUCUGUUCACUGUGCAAUUGCUGCUAUACAUCAACAUCUUAUUAAACAUUCUGUAAUAUCUGGAAUAAACAUUCAUGAUCAAGUAACAUUUUUAAUAUUUGGGCUUAAUGGAAAAUUGAAGUUUCUUUCUGAUUUAGGACUUAAUGAUACAAAGGAUGUUGAUGCAUUAUUUAUAGAUGAAAUUUUACAAUUUUUAAUCAUAAAAUAUUGGAUUGUACUAUACCAAGGUAAAGAGCAUUUUGCACUUCAUUUGAAAGAUUUUAAAAAAAGAGAAGAUUGUGGAUUUACAGUAUAUAUCUAUUGCAGUAAAAUUAAUCAAAGAGGUGCAUUUGGAAAUAGCGAAAAGGCAGAUAAAGCUUUAGAAAGUCUUGGUGAAUCUACUUUUAAUAUUAAAAAUAAUCACGUUAUAGAAGUGAUGAAAGUUUGCAUCUAUAUUUAUCAAUAG